Messenger RNA from Rhizopus microsporus ATCC 52813, 684 nucleotides. RefSeq lists its product as uncharacterized. The record is from RefSeq and is a predicted model, not a curated record. The coding region runs from base 1 to 684 and encodes 227 amino acids. The transcript has 2 exons. NCBI's taxonomy places the organism in Eukaryota, Fungi, Mucoromycota, Mucoromycetes, Mucorales, Rhizopodaceae.
AUGCUCACCUUUUUGUUAUUCCUUUAUUUUUGCUUAUUUGCUCAAGCAUUCUACAUAAAGACCGAAUUACUGCGUGACACUGCACAAGUUCAUUAUGAAUCCAUUGUCGACACUGUCCUUGGUCAACACAAUGAAAAGCUAUUACUUGAACUAUCUCAAAUUAUCAAAGACCCUCAUCAUCUUUAUGAGGCUCUAAAGCCUGAAGCUGAACUCUUGUUAGGGUCAGAGCCUAUGCAAGUCUGUGUUGCACAAAUGCCUGGAAUGAUUGCUAAUCAAAUACAUGAACAGAGUACUUUUAUCUACAACCAAAUCUACCCCAUCUUGAAACGUCGCUGGCUUACGGCGGAUAAUGACUAUCAUCAAAUGAUAUCACAGUCCGUUUCGGAUGAAGUAGUGGAAGAUCUGUCUGACUCCUUAGAACUCCUGAAUAUGGAUAUAACGGAUGAUAUUAUUGACACUCUUCGGGACUUUGAUAUGAUUGGUAAUAUCAAGCGGUCCUUGCUGAACUGCCAAUCUACGUUUUCUAAUACAGCUAUAUCCACUUUAUGGUCUACAGCUGUUGAAAAGAAAGAAACCAAGAGUUUAUUAGAUUCAUACAAGGCAAGGUUAAUAUCCGACCUUCAAUCUCAACUUUAUUCUCGUGUCUAUGAACUGGCUUCAUCCAUCUAUCAAGAUACCAUUUAA